GUGGUCAAUGAAAUUGCCAAAAUCGAAAUCAAACUAUUAAUCGAAAAAAUAGUUAAUCGAUUCUCGAUUUAGUUUAGUUUUGCAGUUCCGUUCGAUUUUCGGUUUACUUGUGGAGUUGUGGGCAUAAGUUGCAUUGUAGUCGUGUGACGGUGUGAGUGACCACACCCUUAAGUUUCCUUCCAACCCAAACGAUUAACGGAAAUGGACCAGCAUUAAUUAAACUGAGCUUGUUCAUUCGCAGCCCAGGCCCAUCAGUCGCUGAACCUGCCCUGCAUUUUCGCUACAGAAUCCAUUGCCGAUCAAUUGGAAGAUUGAAUUCACAAAACCCUAAACCCUCUUCGUUGUCAUCGUACAUGGCUUCGAUCGGCGAAGGUCCUUCGACUCCGCCAAAACCCGCCGACGAGAAGCCGGUGAUUGUCAGGGUUAAGCGCAAAGCUUACCAGUCACGUCUCGAAGCCUUCUGGCUUGAAAUCAAUGAGAGGCCAGUUAAGCGGGCGUUGCUGGAUUUUGAGAGGUUGUCGAUCUCUGGUUCAUCUGGAAAGGAACCGGAGGGAUUAAAAACUAAAAAGCUAUUGGUGCGACAUGUGGAGACAGUGCACAGUUCCAAGGCCACGUUUGAAGUUUUACAAUCAUUUGUGAAACCUGAUUUUGCUGAUGCUUUAGAGAGUAAAACAAAAAGUGUAAGACGGAUCUCUAAUAAGGAGAAUCGGAAGCAAGGUCAGCUGUUGUUUAGGGCCAGACAAGAACAGCAGGAUUUAGUGAAAACUGCUCGAUUCAAGCAAAUAUGGAGGAAGAGGGAAGGAAGCAAGGGGGGACUUGAGGGGGGCGAGUAUAAAGCACUUCAUGAAGCAUGUCAUUUCUAUGAUGUUGUUCGUAUUGAUGUUGAUGAAACAUCAAAGGUGGUGCAGCAGCCUGAACAUUUGUCAUUGGAAGACAGCAUGACAUUGCAUAGCUAUUUACCUCUAUUACGAGAGUUCCUUCCAGAUGCUGCUGAGGAGAUAGAAUCUGAUAUUCGUGGCUAUAUGUCAAGUCAAGGUUAUGCAGAAUCUCUGGAUGACUUUGUAUACGAUCUGUAUGCUGUGGAGGAGGAUGAUGCGAUGAGGAUUGAUGAAGCUGUUCCAAGUCCUUUUCCUUUGGUACAAGUAGACGAGGAUGACUAUUUUUAUGCUGGGCCAGAGGAAUCAGAGUAUGAAACUGAUGAUUCCAAUGCUGAAGAUAACCCACAAAAUGACUAUCCCGAUGAGGAGACAUCUGAAGAGGAAGUUGAGAGUGAAUCCUCCAGUGACAAAUUAGAAAAAUCUGAAAGUGAAGGUGCUAGUGAGUCAUCUUCGGAUAAUGCUGACAUAUUACAUAGGGAUGAAGUUAUUGAUGAUAAAGAUUGCAGUUACCAAGAAGAUGAUUAUGAUGCUGAUGAUUUUGUUUAUGAUGAUGAUUACGGUUUUACUGAAGAAGAUGAUUAUGAUUCUGGUGGUUACAAUUGAAGUAGUUAUUAUAAUUUUGGUGAAGAUUGGAGAUGACCUUAAGUCAUUUCUUAAGGAACUGAUGCUUCAAGCUCCUGUAGAUAAACUGUCAACUUGGUACUCACAUCUAUCUUGUAACUACACUUUUUUUUUUUUUUCUUUCUUUUCCACCGAGUAGCCCUUGUUAAGAUAGUCUUGGCUGUCGUUUAUAUAUUUGCUUAUGUGUGUAUAUGAACUCAUCCAGUGGUAUUAUAUCUCAAGGUAUCGGACAGUCCUAAUAUGGUUUGCUUAGGGCGUUGACUGGCCUGGCAAUUAUUAAUUUUUUUAUCAA
Molecule: messenger RNA, 1791 nt
Organism: Malania oleifera
Lineage: Eukaryota; Viridiplantae; Streptophyta; Magnoliopsida; Santalales; Ximeniaceae
Product: RNA-directed DNA methylation 4
Exons: 10
Coding region: 354-1481 (375 amino acids)
Source: RefSeq, a predicted model, not a curated record